AUGGACUAUCGCUUCAAUAGCUUUUAUCUCGACAAGAAAGCUCAUCCAUUCGUGGAGAGCAUGGUGGAAGUACUCGCUGAAGCGGAUCUACAAGCUGUUCUUCCUGACGUUUUCAGUCUAUUUCGGCCCAGAGCAAUGUCCAAGUUUCGGAACAAUAUCGAGCAGAUGCAGGCUACUUGUCGCGAGAUCAUUGCUCAGAGGCGUCAAGCCAAUGGCAAAAAGAUGCCCAAUGACCUCCUCGAUGCUAUGCUCAACGGCAAAGACCCGGAGACUGGUGACUCACUGAGCGAAGAGGCAAUCGUGCACAACAUCAUCACUUUCCUGGUCGCCGGUCACGAGACUACUUCAGGUCUUCUGUCUUUCGCCAUCUACUACUUAGUAGAGCAUCCCCAAGAGUUGAAUAGGGCACGGGAGGAGGUGGAUAGGGUUGUGGGCCACGGCCCAAUCAACGUGGACCAUCUACAGCAACUCCCCUUCCUGGACUCCGUCUUCCGAGAGACAUUGCGUCUUAUGCCAACAGCGCCUGGAUACUAUGUUACCCCAUUCAAGGACGAGAUCAUCGGCGGCAAGUAUCUGGUUAAGCCAGGUGAGGCUUUGUGUAUUCUCCUGCACACACUCCACCGUGAUCCCAAAGUUUGGGGUUCCGAUGCGGAAGACUUCAAGCCUGAUAGGAUGAGAAACCUGCAUGGCAUACCUCAGAAUGCCUGGAAACCUUUCGGCAACGGUAUGCGUAGUUGCAUUGGUCGAGCAUUCGCUUGGCAGGAGGCCCAACUCGUGAGUAGCUCAAUUCUUCAGAUAUGGACCUAUUUCCUGACGUUCCUGGUGGCUCACGUCUGUUGUAGGUCAUAUCAAUGA
Molecule: messenger RNA, 855 nt
Organism: Colletotrichum fioriniae
Lineage: Eukaryota; Fungi; Ascomycota; Sordariomycetes; Glomerellales; Glomerellaceae
Molecular function (GO): monooxygenase activity; oxidoreductase activity, acting on paired donors, with incorporation or reduction of molecular oxygen; heme binding
Source: RefSeq, a predicted model, not a curated record